Messenger RNA from Cadophora gregata, 792 nucleotides. RefSeq lists its product as uncharacterized. Gene Ontology annotation, molecular function: oxidoreductase activity, acting on the CH-OH group of donors, NAD or NADP as acceptor. The coding region runs from base 1 to 792 and encodes 263 amino acids. The record is from RefSeq and is a predicted model, not a curated record. The transcript has 2 exons. Lineage: Eukaryota; Fungi; Ascomycota; Leotiomycetes; Helotiales; Ploettnerulaceae.
AUGGCAAGUCAAUCCGCCCUGCCAUUGCAGGGCAAGACUGCUAUCGUUACAGGUGGAUCUCGGGGGCUUGGUGAAGGGAUGAGCCUCGAGCUUGCAAGUAGAGGAGCCGAUGUAAUUAUCAUACACUCCUCUCCAAGCUCCAAUCCAGCUACCACUGGUCUCCAAGGCCGUAUUACAUCUCUUCCUAACAAACCUCGAGUUUUCAGCAUUCAAGCCGGUCUUCGAAGCCCAGAAGCAAUCGAAGAUAUUGCGCCGUCAAUCAAGAAAUGGUUCGAAGCUGAAGGCCGUGAAACAAAAAUCCACAUACUAGUCAACAACGCAGGAUGCGAAGUAGUCAAGCCAUUGGGCUCUAUCACAACUUCUGACUUCGCUUAUGUCUACGACCUCAACGUCCGCGGUGCCCUAUUGAUCACCCAAGCUAUUCUCCCAUACCUCUCCGCCAACGGCCGGAUCAUCAAUAUCAGUUCCGUUGGCAGCCGAGCCGGAUUCAAGGAAUUGGGUUUAUACUGCUCUAGUAAGGCUGCUUUGGAAGGUCUGACACGAUGCUGGGCUGCGGAAUUGGGUAAGAAUGGGACGACGGUCAAUGCGGUGAACCCUGGUCCGGUACAGUCCGAGAUGCUGGAUAAUAUACCAAAGGAUAUAGUGGAUAUGCAGAAGGCACAAACCCCAUUGCAAAAUAGAGUUGGGACUGUGGAGGAAGUGGCGGCGGUUGUUUGUUGGCUGGCAGGUGAGGACAGUCGGUGGGUGACAGGUCAGACGAUCAAUGCGAGCGGUGGGUGGACAAUGUAUUGA